UCCUCUCGAGCUGCUGCUAAAUGUUUUCAAAAUAUUUGGUUUAUAUUGGUAGAAAUUCAUCUUUUUUAUCGUAUUUAGAUAUUUUGUGAACUUUAAGUUUGAUUAAAGAUAAUUUACAUGAAAUUCUUUACAUCGUCUACUAUCACACAGCUGUUCGCUUUACUGUUAAGUACAGUACAUCGAUGAAAACAUGCCCCCAAAGAAAGGUGGUAAGGCAAAAUCUCCAAAGUUAAGUAAAGCUGAAAAAGAGAAACUAAAGAAAGAAGAGGCAGAACGAAAAGCUAAAGAAGAAGAGGAAGCUCGACUUCAAGCAGAACAAGAACAGAGAGAAAGAGAAGAGAGAGAGCAACUUGAAAGAGAGGAAAAAGAAAGAUUAGCUCAACAGGAGAGAGAAGCGCACGAAGCUGAGGUGGAUGAAUUAAAUGGAUUGCUUGAAGAUAAAUACAGCCAAGUUAAGAACACCGAUGAAAGGAACAGGGAAAAUGCAAAGUGGUCAAGAUAUAUGUUAUGUGAUGGUAGUCCAGACCCAAAGAUUACCAAAGAAAUUAACACCUAUAUCAAUCUUUGGCGCGAGGAUACUGAUAGCAGGCCAGUUCAUAAGACCAUUCAAGAGUGCCAUGAUGCUUUGAAGUUAAUUGACGAGUUGCAAUACUUUCUUGGCGAUGAACCUGGUUUGUCUGAAGAAGAUGUGGAAAAACACAACGAGUCAAUUAGUCACCUUCAAAGUCUAAUUCGUGUGAAGUUGGACGAAGCGACCAUGCACGUUCUCAAGUGUCCCGAUGAGUAUAUCGACCCUGACACGCAAAAUAUUCAAUUCGAGUUGACGUCACGUUUUAUUACGUUGAAUAUUUGGGGAAAUAUCUCCAGGAACCCACGACUGAAAUCAUUAACCUUUGAAAAGAAAGGCAUCACGUUAGACAUUCCAAAACCUCUGUCUGUGGGCAACGUUGCUGUUAGAUGUAUAUUUACAAACUACGAUCAUUUUUCCGAGAAAUCACGUCUGUUCUAUCCAAGACCGAAGAUUGUCCCCCCUGUCGUGGUUCAACCACAACAACCUCCUGUCGAGAUCAACACAGAAAUGGUUGAUAAUGAUUCGAAGGAAAAUGAGAUUGACGAAAAUACUUUACCUGCACCGGAACCGAGCAGUGCUGCCCUAACACCCAAACCACCGUCUUCUUCACGCAGCCGUAAAAAGAGCUCCACAACAAAAAGGGCAACCUCCCGUCUCUCGGCCUCUGUUUCAACAUCCGGUCGAAAAAGUCGGAAUAAAAGUGCCCGUAAAACACCUGUUCCUACUGCGAGCGUCACCGAAACGGAUAAAACAGAAGAAACAACCGAACAAGACACAGAUGAUCAAAAAACAGCCGAGGAAGAUCCAGCCACUGAUCCGGCGAAACCAGGCACAGCUGGUGAUGUUGAAUUCGAUGAAGAUGACGAUGACGAUGUUGUUGAUUUGAGAGCAUUUAGCACAGCCGACAAAGUCAUUUAUAUUGAGCUCUUUGAAUUACCUCCUCAACCAAAAACCGUUAAGAAUUGGGUCAUACAGCACAUUGCUGCUCCUGAGCUGGUCCCAAUUCCUUAUGUUUUUGAGUCCAAGAAGAGCGAGGAUGUGACGUCAUCAGAAAAUGAUCUUCCCAACAAUGAAGAUUCAGAACAGACCGCUGAUGAUCAAACACAGGCUCAGAAGGCAAACGCGGGAAAUGCGCCGAUACAUGUAACAUUAAGAUUACCAGCGGAUGUAUCAUAUUUCGAACAACCUCAAGUAGCAAGAUGGGAGGCCAGUAAGAACCAUUGGAGACUGGAUGGUCUUAGUGACAUUCAGUUUAAUGACCAGACCAACAUGUUGCGUUUCAAAACAAACCGUUUUGCACCUAUCGCUAUAUUUCAGGAUUUGUAUUUGAACAUGCCAUUUCAAUCUUGGGAAAUCCGUCCACAUGGUCUCAAUAGUUGCAUCUUCACUAUCGUGGCUGCUGCUAUUGAUCUGGAAAUUGAAGUCAAGGAUUCGUAUUGUUGUGUGGCUCAUGCCGAGGACUCCGUACAACGUUUACGACAUUUGCGUGGUAAAUGGAUGAACCCCAAAGAUCUCAUAAAGAGAUUGAAGGCUUCAGGCGUGAAUGUGUUUCCUGCAGUUGACGCCGAAAAAUAUGUUAGCUUGAACAUCAAGGAAUCGACGCUUGAAAAGAAUAUUUAUGAACAGAUAUCUCUGACUGCAUCAGCUUUUGCAUAUUCCUGGAGUCGUUGGAAUUCGGAUUGUGGAAAAGAGAAGAUCAUAGUUCAGGCAACGGAACAGGAGGCCGAUGAACCACCGUUGGAGGAGGAUUGGUUUAUCUACAUGGCGAGUAAUGAAAAUUCAUGUAAAUUGAAAUUGAGUGAAUUUGAUGAGACGUUUUCUGAUGACGUCGCUGAAAAUACAAAGCUCCAUGCUGAUCUUUAUCAUAUGGUUAUGGAUGGUGCCUCGCAGUCCGCAGUUAGUAAAGUGAAAGGAACAUCAUUUCAGUUCUUCAACUGCGUAUCACAACUACUUAAUGCUACUAAAGUACUUACAUACUCUUGACAAUUUCACAUAAAUAUGUUUAAAAUUGUUGUAAAGUUUUAUCUUCUCUGUAAAUAUUGUCCAAAGGCUUUGCCAACAAAUUUGAUAAAAUAAAAUAGUUAGAUCA
This is a messenger RNA of Dendronephthya gigantea, 2660 nucleotides long. RefSeq names its product protein CASC1-like. Lineage: Eukaryota; Metazoa; Cnidaria; Anthozoa; Malacalcyonacea; Nephtheidae. The record is from RefSeq and is a predicted model, not a curated record. Gene Ontology annotation, cellular component: axoneme. Bases 191 to 2554 code for a protein of 787 amino acids. Gene Ontology annotation, molecular function: microtubule binding; beta-tubulin binding. The transcript is spliced from 21 exons.